AUGGCGCAGGAGACCAUGAACAUAGCUAAGCUAAGUGGAAAAACUUUCAACGAUUUACUGCGGGAAAAACUCACUCAGAUUUCAAGCUCCUUAAUUCCAGAUGAAGUGGACGAAGAUGAGACUGCGCUUGAUGAGCUCAGAUCCAGCAACAUUCAGCUGAAUGUUUCUGAGGCAAAUAACCCCAGUCCUAGUUUAAAGCAAAAUGAGCCUGCACUGGACUAUGAUGAAGCACCACAAACUGACAGACGGUUGUCAGUUCUGGACUUGAAAUCUGGUUAUUACCAGAUAGAAAUGGAAGAAUCUGAUAAGUACAAGACCGCUUUCUCAUGCCCGUUAGAGUUCUGGGAGUUUAAUAGAAUGCCUCAAGGCAUCACAAAUGCACCAAUAUUUUCCCAAACUCCUGAAGAGCAUGAGGAGCGGCUCUUGAAAGUACUUGCAAGACUAAGAGAAUAUGGGCUGAAACUGUCCCCAGAAAAGUGCAAAUUCUUCCAAGCGUCUGUUCGCCAGCUCGCCGCACCUCUGACUUCCUUGACCUCCUCCAAGACGCCGUUCAGGUGGUCCAGUGCAGCUGAAGCUGCCUUUUCCAAACUAAAAGGCUGCUUCGUUUCAGCCCCGAUCCUCAUUGCCCCUGAUCCUUCCCGGCAGUUUGUGGUGGAGGUCGAUGCGUCUGAGGUUGGGGUCGGAGCCAUUCUGUCCCAGCGCUCCUCCUCGGAUGGCAUGUGUGAUCUAAGAAUCGUUCUUCUUGGAAAAAGUGUAUCGGAAAACAGUCGAGUGAGAAAUGUAAUCCUGGGAAUAGAUAUGUGUGAGAAUGAAGAUCUGGCAGCCCUUACGAGGCACAAUGUGACGCAGAUUGCUGGAACUGUGGAAGACAGACACGUGACGAUCAUUAACACUCUUCAUCUGCUGAAUCCAGACACUACAGAUCAUCAGAUCACACAGACAGUCAGAGAGUGUGUAGAAAUGUCUGAUCCAGGACCUCAUGCAUUCAUACUGGUACUACAGUACAAAGACUUCACAGAAGACGACAUGAGAAAAGUCAAAUAUGUGCUCAACACAUUUAGUAAAGAUGCACUUAAACACACUAUUGCUCUCACCACUGAUAAAGAGACGCCCAGAUCAAUGUUUAGUGCUUUUAAACUGACUGGAGGCUCUGCUGCGGUGCAAACUAUUCAUCAGUUAAUGAAGGAGUGUGGAGGAGGACAUCUGCAGCUGGAUGAGAGAAAUAAAGCAGAUAUAAUUCAGCUGAUUGAUAAGAUUCUCCAGGAAAACCAGGAAGCGUAUCUCACAUGUGACACAUUCAGUGAGGUUAUAGGAACUUCUGUGGAUGAGCCAAUCAGUUUGGAGGAAAAUAACGAGAAAAUCCCUCGCCACAGUGACGAUGGAAACCCCAAAGAGGCACAGAAACUGAGAAGUGAAGAAGGGAGUUUCUCUAUGUCUGCAAACCUCACUGGGAGACAGAAGCUGAAUGUGGUGCUCUGUGGAAGUAAUGGAUCACUGAAAGUCUCUGUGUCUAAACUUUUACGUGGAAAAAAGUUCAAAUCAACAAGUAGGCAGGCAAGUAGUGAAAUACGUGUGAAGAAAGAGAAGAUUCACGGUCGUCAGGUCAGUCUGCUGGAGCUUCCAGCUCUCAGUCGUCUCUCAGAAGAUGAAGUGAUGCGUCAGACUCUCCACUGUGUCUCUCUCUGUGAUUCUGAAGUUCAUGCUUUCCUCCUCAUUAUUCCCGCUGGUCCUCUGACUGAUGAAGAAAAAGCAGAAAUAGAGACAAUUAGAAGAACAUUUGACUCUUGUGAGCAAUUCAUACUACUGUUCAUGACAAAACAGACUGUUGAAGGACCCGUGACAGAUUUUGUUAAAUUCCACGAAGGUCCUAAAAGAUUGUGCAGUCAGUAUGGUGGCAGAUAUAAAGUGAUGGGGUUAAAGGAACUUGAAAAUGCAAAAAGGAUCCUAGAGCUGUUGAAUUACAUAGAGAAUUUGAAAACUAAGCCAUAUUCACUUCAGAUGUACAUGACAGCUCAACAGAACAGAGUCAGGGGUGAACUGGAGAAAAAAAUGAGUGAAAUGGAAAAGAAAAUCAAAGACUUGCAGCAGAGGAUUCAGACUGAAGGUUCUGAAGAUGAAACCGAAAAUCAUGAAUGUCUGAGGAUUGUGCUAAUUGGAAGAACUGGAAGUGGAAAGAGCGCAACAGGAAACACUAUUCUUGGAAGAGAGGAGUUCUGCAGCCAGUUAAGGCCAGAUUCAGUGACGAAUGUCUGCGAGAAAGGAGUUGGAGAAGUUGAUGGUCGAUCAGUAGCUGUUGUUGAUACUCCAGGGCUCUUCGACACAACACUGACAAAUGAUCAAGUGGUGGAAGAAAUAGUGAAGUGUGUUUCACUGUCAGCUCCUGGACCUCAUGUGUUUGUCAUUGUGUUGAGUUUGGGAAGAUUCACCAAAGAGGAGACAGACACUAUCGAUCUGAUCAAGAAGAUAUUUGGUACAAAAUCUGCUCAGUUCAGCAUCGUUCUGUUUACCAGAGGAGAUGAUCUCAAUGAGUCUAUAAAUGAUUAUGUGAGUAAAUAUAACUGUGCAGAACUCCAAAAACUGAUCAGAGAUUGUGAAAACAGAUUCCUGGCUUUCAAUAACAGAGAAAAACAAGACAAAACUCAAGUGAUGAAGCUGUUAAAGAUGAUAGAAGAGGUGAAGAGUAAUAAUCAGGGUGGAUACUUCACUAACAGCAUGUUUGAGGAAGCAGAGAUGUCCAUUAAGAAGAGGAUGGAGGAAAUUAUGAAGGAGAGAGAAAGAGAGAUGCAAGCUCAAAAUGAGGCAUUAAAGGCCAAAUAUGAAAUUGAAAUGAACAAUGUGAUGAAAAGACUUGAGGAGGAGAAACAAAGAGCAGAAGAGGAGAAAUUGAAAAUCGAGAAUAAAUUCAGAGAAAAAGAGGAAAAACUAAAGAAAGAGUUUGAAGAGAAGGAGAAAGCAGAUCAGAUCAAGCGAGAGAUUCAACACCAGAAACGGUCAGAAGAGGAAAAACAGCAGAGAGCUGAAUAUCAUCAGAGAAUAGAAGAAAUGAUGAGAGAGAUCGACAAUCAGAGAUCACAGUAUGAACAACAGCAGAAAGAAAGAGAAGAACAAGACAGAAAGAGAGAAGAAAAAUACAGACAAGACCAAGAAAAGAUGAGAAAUGAACAAGAGAGAAUUAUAGCAGAGGUACAGAGAAAACAAGAGGAGGAAAUAAAGAAGAAAUACUAUGAUAAUCAAAAGAGGAACAAGGAAGAAGAGGAGGAAAGACAGAGAUGGGAAAGAAGAAUAAAAGAAGCUGAAAAUGACAGAAAAGAGAUUCUAGAGGAAAUUAAACGACAGCAGAGAGAAUGGGAGGAUGAGAAAAGACGGAGGUUGAGAGAACGAGAGGAAGAAGAAAGAAAAAGAAAAGAGAAACACGAAGAACAACUGAGAGAAAAACAAGAAGAACUGGAGAAAAUGAGAAAGAGAUUUGAAGGAGAAAGAGAAGAAGAACGACAGAAGAUGGAGGAAGAGAGACAGAAACAGAGAAGAGAAAGAGAAGAAAAGGAGAGAGAUUAUGAGGAAAAGAGACAGGAGACAAAGAGACAUUAUGAACGACUGGAACGAGAGAGAAAAAAGGAGUGGGAGAGAAGAAAAGAAGAAGAUGAAGAGAGACGAGAAGACGAGAGAAGGAGAUGGAAGAAAAUGAUUGAAGAUCUGAAACGAGAGCAGGACGAGGAGAAAGGUAGGAGAGAAGCAGAAGAGAAAGUAAGACAAAAGAGAGAAGAGAAAGAG
Messenger RNA from Danio rerio (zebrafish), 3771 nucleotides. The record is from RefSeq and is a predicted model, not a curated record. Lineage: Eukaryota; Metazoa; Chordata; Actinopteri; Cypriniformes; Danionidae.